This is a messenger RNA of Camelus dromedarius (Arabian camel), 574 nucleotides long. Its product is annotated as histone H3. NCBI's taxonomy places the organism in Eukaryota, Metazoa, Chordata, Mammalia, Artiodactyla, Camelidae. The coding region runs from base 76 to 486 and encodes 136 amino acids. The transcript has a single exon. Gene Ontology annotation, molecular function: structural constituent of chromatin; DNA binding; protein heterodimerization activity. Gene Ontology annotation, cellular component: nucleosome. The record is from RefSeq and is a predicted model, not a curated record.
AGUGCUGCCGCAGCCCGGGACCCGCUUACUCUCCCUGCGUAGCGCUGUGCUGGUAAUCUUGUGUUUUGGCUCGCUAUGGCCCGUACAAAGCAGACCGCCCGCAAGUCGACCGGUGGCAAGGCCCCGCGGAAGCAGCUGGCCACUAAGGCGGCCCGCAAGAGCGCGCCGGCCACGGGCGGCGUGAAGAAGCCGCACCGCUACCGACCGGGCACCGUGGCCCUGCGGGAGAUCCGGCGCUACCAGAAGUCGACCGAGCUGCUGAUCCGCAAGCUGCCGUUCCAGCGGCUGGUGCGCGAGAUCGCGCAGGACUUCAAGACGGACCUGCGCUUCCAGAGCUCGGCGGUGAUGGCGCUGCAGGAGGCGAGCGAGGCCUACCUGGUGGGGCUGUUUGAAGACACGAACCUGUGCGCCAUCCACGCCAAGCGCGUGACCAUCAUGCCCAAAGACAUCCAGCUGGCCCGCCGCAUCCGCGGGGAGCGGGCCUAAGAAGCGCGCGCUCGGCUCAAGGUUCCAUCACAUCCAAAGGCUCUUUUCAGAGCCACUCACAACUGCACUUGGAAGAAGCUGUGCCACU